AGAGCGCCAUGGCUGCCGCCGGCCCGGAGGACACGGGUUCGGGACAGCCGGCGGCAGCCUCACCCAAAUUGCCGUCGACACAGCAAGGAGCUCCCAAACCAGCCAAGAAGCGGCUGGUCUAUCCGCAUCCCCCAAACAACUCCCGUCUUUCCCGUUCAGUUCUUCGCUGGCUCCAGGGCUUGGAUCUCACCUUCUUCCCAAAGAACAUCAAUAGGGAUUUCUCAAAUGGCUUCCUGAUUGCAGAAAUCUUCAGUAUGUAUUACCCCCAGGAUCUUCAGUUAUCAUCCUUUGAAAAUGGAACUUCCUUAAGAGUUAAAUUGGAUAAUUGGGCACAGUUGGAAAAGUUCCUGGCAAGGAAACGGUUUAAAUUAGCUAAAGAACUGAUCCAUGGGACAAUUCAUUGUAAAGAUGGAGUGCCUGAAAUUCUGGUGGAAGAGAUUUAUACCUUAUUAACACACAAAGAAAUCAAAAGCAUCCAGGAUGACCCUGUGAAUUUCACAGACUACCGAUACCAGAUGCGUCUACCCCUGGUUCCCAGGUCCACAGCUUCCAAGACCAUUAAAGACAACAUUAAGUUGUCAGAACUCAUGGGCAAUCCCAACAUGGUCACCAAUGAACUCAAGAUUCAGUUCCUCAUCCUUCUGCACAUGUUGCAAAGAAAACUAAGCAGAAAAAUGAAUCCAAGAUGGUUUGACAUCAAGCCAACAAUAGGAGAAACCACUCUUGAUCGACUUCCUCCCACCCAAACCUCUUGCUGCAGACGUAACUCAGGGGUUUCAAAGAAAAAAGUUGCUUCUGCUUUAAGAAAUACAGUUAAUACACAUACAGAAAUUCACGUAAAGCAAGCUGGACAAGAUUGUGACUUUUAUGACUUCCGUGAAAAAAAUGAAAAGGAAACCUUGAAAAAUAUAUGUCAAAUCACUUUGAAGAAGUGAUGCCACCAUCCUAUAGAAACUGAUCACCGAAUCUUGGACAGUUUUCAACAGUAAAGAAAGUGGUGUCUUAUUCAUAA
Messenger RNA from Ochotona princeps (American pika), 1012 nucleotides. RefSeq names its product spermatogenesis associated 4 (gene SPATA4). The coding region runs from base 9 to 935 and encodes 308 amino acids. The transcript has 6 exons. Gene Ontology annotation, molecular function: microtubule binding. The record is from RefSeq and is a predicted model, not a curated record. Gene Ontology annotation, cellular component: axoneme. NCBI's taxonomy places the organism in Eukaryota, Metazoa, Chordata, Mammalia, Lagomorpha, Ochotonidae. Gene Ontology annotation, biological process: negative regulation of execution phase of apoptosis; regulation of cytoskeleton organization.